Molecule: messenger RNA, 720 nt
Organism: Harpegnathos saltator (Jerdon's jumping ant)
Lineage: Eukaryota; Metazoa; Arthropoda; Insecta; Hymenoptera; Formicidae
Gene: CPR1
Product: cuticular protein 1
Exons: 2
Coding region: 105-707 (200 amino acids)
Cellular component (GO): extracellular matrix
Source: RefSeq, a predicted model, not a curated record
UAGUCUCCGACCCGGUGGUAUAAAAGCCGAAAACGGCCCAUCCAUCGGUAUCAUUCGCAUCACAGACUCACAGCUCGAGCCAACUACCGAUCAAGCAAGCAACCAUGGCCUUCAAGUUUGUCGCCUUCGCCACCCUGCUCGCCGCCGCCAACGCCGGCGUGAUCGCUCCCGCCGCUCCUCUGGCGUACGCCACGGCUCCCCUCGCCGUAGCCCCCAUUGCCAAGGCUGUGGUGGCCAAAGCGGUCGACGCUGACUUCGACCCGCAUCCCCAGUACAGCUACGCUUACGACGUACACGACAGCUUGACCGGUGACGCCAAGAGCCAGCAGGAGACCCGUGACGGCGACAUCGUCCAAGGCAGCUACUCCCUCCUUGAAGCUGAUGGCACCAGGCGCACUGUUGACUAUACCGCUGAUCCAGUCAACGGAUUCAACGCCGUGGUCCGCAAGGAACCCGCCGCCGCUCCCAUUGCUCACGUUGCACCAGCUCCUCUCGCUUAUGCCGCGCCGGUAGCGAAGAUCGCCACCCCUGUGGCUUCCGCACCCAUCGCCUACGCCGCCCCCGUAGCUAAGUUCGCCGCUGCCCCGGUCGCUUACGCCGCGCCAUUCGCCAAGGUUGCCGCCGCUCCCGUCGCGUACGCCUCGCCGAUCGCCAAGGUCGCCGCAGCCCCCGUUGCCUACGCCGCAGCCCCUGCCUACCUCCACUGAACUGACCGGAUCG